This is a messenger RNA of Cotesia congregata, 528 nucleotides long. Lineage: Eukaryota; Metazoa; Arthropoda; Insecta; Hymenoptera; Braconidae. The record is from the annotation of a GenBank genome assembly.
AUGUGGGACUGGUGGACUUCAGUAUCAUACGGCAAAUACUACCGAACUUGGAACAUCGUGGUGUACGACUGGCUCUACACUUACAUCUACAGAGACUUGUACGAAAAAUUGUUUCCAGGAAACAAGUUAAUAGCGACAUUUUCCGUGUUUUUCACAUCGGCAGUCAUCCAUGAGUAUAUACUAGCAUGUGUGUUCCGAUUUUUCUACCCAGUAAUGUUUGUAUUUUUCGGAGGCUUCGGAUUCGUUCUUGUCUUGAUAACAAAAAAAGAGUCGAGCGAAAUCGGCAACAUUUUUCUGUGGUUCUCUUUGAUAACCGGCUCCGGUAUGAUGGUCAGUUUCUACACCAUGGAAUAUUUUGCUCGGCUUAAUUGUCCAGGAUUAAAAGACGAACUUUUAGAUUUCUUCGUGCCACGAAGUUGGCUUUGCUAUGACCAAUUUUCCGGCGACGGUGAAAAUCAUCUAGUUUUGUACAUAAGUUCUUUGUCUUUUUUGACUGUAUUUACAUUGUUGUAUAAAAAAUUCGUUUAA